AUGUCGGCGGAUCCCGACUGGAUGAAGAAGAUGACAGCCUGGGUUUGGAUUAGUUUGGCGACUCUAGCCUUGUUCGCCAUGGCAGAGGAACCGUGCUGGGAUGCAGGCGGAACUUUGUCCGACCCACUGACGCUGUUCUCGGAUUCCGAGUCGCUCGUGGAGAAACGUAGCGGUGGAGGCUUUCUACCGGUGCCGGUCUGGAAGUUUCUCGAAGUUUCAGAUGGUGCAGACUCCUCGGACUUUAACCGGCCACAGUUUCGCUGCGGCAACACGUCCCUAUAUCUUCGCUUCUCGCAGGUCCGACACUCUGACCUUCGUCUGCAAGAUGGGAGGAGCUUAUUGUUACUGCUGGACAGAUGUCAUGGUUCUGUUUGGAUAUUCGGGCCUUGGCUGCUGUUGGAGUUCCCUUACACCAGCUGCCACAUAGCAUUAAAGAUUUCAAAUGGAAAGUGGAUUAGACAGAUGGAAGUAAGCUACUUUGACUACCUACAGCAAACCAGUGUGAUGACUGUGAUCAACUGUGAGCAUCCUGCCUUGUCUCAGUGUGGGGCAACACCAGCAGUGAGUUGCAGCUUAACAAAUUUCACAGUGAAACUGCCCCUUGGAGCAAGAUUGCAGAGGGUCAAGGCUCUGGGUAAAGAUGCAGUGCUGAGAACACUCAAAACAACUCCUGAAGCAGUAUUUGUGCAGAUAUCAACACAAAAUGACACAGAUUCCAUCCUUGAGAUUAUAUUUUCGGACUCAGCUGGUGAGAUAUCUACAAUCCUGGCAACUUGUACAGUUAAAGGAAGUAAGCGGGAUCGUCACCCAAGAGGUCUUGGUGACUUAAAUAUGGCUAAUUAUCCAUACAGCCCAGAACUCUCAGAGCUAAUAGAAGCAAGAGAUAAAACUGAAAUAAUAGAGACGGAGACAGAGACUUCAUGCAAUGAAGACAAAACAGAGGUGACAUAUAGUGACUCAGAAUCCAUCAACAGUCCUGAUGGGCCAGAUAAAAGUGCCACUGCUGUUUGUGAUGGUGCAGAGAAGCAGGAUGACCUGCCUUGCUGUGAACAAUUAGAUGACUUGCCUUGCUGCGAACCAUUAGAUGACCUGCCAUGUUGCAACCCUUCAGAGGAAGAUUUGUCCUGUAGUAACCAUGAAGAUGAAGACCCACCCAAUAGCCAACUGACAACAGGGGUCUACCAUGGGCCCCUCCCAGGAUUUAGCACCAACCAAUAUUUUUCACAUGGUCAAUCCAUAGUAAGCAGUAACCAAUCCACUUCAAGUGAUAGCCACAGUGAGGGCCACCCAUCCAAAGGGCAGACCGAGGCCCGCCCCUCCAAAGGGCACGGUGGCAGCCGCCAUGAAGGCCUCCCCUCCAAAGGGCAGACCGAGGCUCGCCCCUCCAAAGGUGAGAGCAGUGGCGAGGGCCGCCCCUCCAAAGGGCAUGGUGGCGGCCGCCAUGAAGGCCGCCCCUCCAAAGGGCAUGGUGAUGAGAGCAGUGGUGAGGGCCGCCCCUCCAAAGGGCAUGCCGAGGCCCGCCCCUCCAAAGGAGGCGAGGGCAGUGGUGAGGGCCGCCCCUCCAAAGGGCAUGGUGGCAGCCGCCAUGAAGGCCUCCCCUCCAAAGGUGGUGAGGGCAGUGGCGAGGGCCACCCCUCCAAAGGGCAUGGUGGCGAGGGCCGCCCCUCCAAAGGUGGCGAGGGCAGUGGUGAGGGCCGCCCCUCCAAAGGGAAUGGUGGCGGCCGCCAAGAAGGCCUCCCCUCCAAAGGUGGUGAGGGCAGUGGCGAGGGCCGCCCCUCCAAAGGGCAUGGUGGCGAGGGCCGCCCCUCCAAAGGGCAUGGUGGCGAGGGCCGCCCCUCCAAAGGGCAUGGUGGCGAGGGCCGCCCCUCCAAAGGGCACGGUGGCGGCCGCCAUGAAGGCCACCCCUCCAAAGGCCACGGUGGCGAGGGCAGUGGUGAGGGCCGCCCCUCCAAAGGUGAUGAGAGCAGUGGUGAGGGCCGCCCCUCCAAAGGGCAUGGUGGCAAGGGCAGCGGUGAGGGCAGCCCCUCUAAAGGGCACACAAAGGGCUGCCCCUCCAAAGGUGGUGAGGGUGAUCCACCUGGCAGCCAACCAUCUAACCAGUCCCAGUCACUCAGUUCACACAUACUGUUCACAGGGAGUGUUACCAAAACUACUUCAGGUGGCCCACCUUUGUCAGUAAACCAGUCCAUAUCAGAACAUGGGCACCCAUCCAAGGAUGGUGAGGGCAGCAGCAGCAUGUGGCAUCAUGACAGCCACCCCUCCAAAGAGCACAAAGAGGACCAUCCAAAUUGCAGCCAUCCUUUACCUGACCAGUCCCAGUCAAUCAGCUCACAUGUACCCUUCAUAGGAAGCGGUGGCAAAACUUCAGGUGGCCCACCUUUCUUAGUAGGUCAGACCACAUCAGACCAUGGGAGCCACCCCUCCAAAGGUAGUGGUGGCAGUAGUGAGGACACUCCCUCCAAAGGUGGCAUGGUCAGUCAUUCUGUGGGUCGUCCACCUGGCAGCCAACCUUCAUCAGGUGGCCCACCUUUGUUAGGUGGCCAGCUGACAUCAGGCCAUGGGAGCCACCCAUCCAAAGGGAACAAUGAGGGCAGUGGUCAGGGUCAUCUUUCCAAAGGUAGUGAGACCAGUCUUCCUGCCAGCCAGCCUUCAUCUGUUCAGUCCCAGUCACUUAGCUCGCAUGUACCUGUCACUGGAAACAGUAGUAAAAUUUUAUCAGUUGGUUCACCUUUCUUAGGUGGUCAGCCCACAUCAGACUAUGGAGGCCAUCCCUCCAAAGGAGGCAAAGGCAGUGCUGAAGGCCACCCCUCCAAAGGGCACAAGGGUCUCCCUUCCAAAGGUAAUGAGACCAGUCUUCCUGGCAGCCAGCCUUCAUCUGUUCAGUCCCAGUCUCUUGUCUCACAUGUUUCUCUCACUGGGAGUGGUAGUAAAAUUUCAUCAGGUGGCCCACCUUUCUUAGGUGGUGAGCCUACAUCAGACCAUGGUGGCAAACCCUCCAAAGGUAGCAAGGUCAGUGGUCAGGGUCAUCCUUCCAAAAGUAAUGAAACCAGUCUUACUGGCAGCCAACAGUCAUCUGUUCAGUCACUCAGCUUACAUGUUCCUGUCUCUGGGAGCGGUAGCAAAAUUUCAUCAGGUGGCCCACCUUUCUUAGGUGGUAAGCCUACAUCAGACCAUGGUGGCAAACCCUCCAAAGGUAGCAAGGUCAGUGGUCAGGAUCAUCCUUCCAAAGGUAGCGAGGUCAGUGGUCAGGGUCAUCCCUCCAAAGGCAGCGAGGGCCGUGGUCAGGGUCAUCCUUCCAAAAGUAAUGAAACCAGUCUUACUGGCAGCCAACAGUCAUCUGUUCAGUCACUCAGCUUACAUGUUCCUGUCUCUGGGAGCAGUAGCAAAAUUUCAUCAGGUGGCCCACCUUUCUUAGGUGGUGAGCCUACAUCAGAUCAUGGUGGCAAACCCUCCGAAGGUGGCAAGGUCAGUGGUCAGGGUCAUCCCUCCAAAGGUAGCGAGGGCCGUGGUCAGGGUCAUCCCUCCAAAGGGCAUGAGGGCCGUGGUCAGGGUCAUCCCUCCAAAGGGCAUGAGGGCCGUGGUCAGGGUCAUCCCUCCAAAGGGCAUGAGGGCCGUGGUCAGGGUCAUCCCUCCAAAGGGCGUGAGGGCCGUGGUCAGGGGCAUCCCUCCAAAGGGCAUGAGGGCCGUCAUGAGGGGCAUCCUUCCAAAAGUAAUGAAACCAGUCUUACUGGCAGCCAACAGUCAUCUGUUCAGUCACUCAGCUUACAUGUUCCUGUCUCUGGGAGUGGUAGCAAAAUUUCAUCAGGUGGCCCACCUUUCUUAGGUGGUGAGCCUACAUCAGAUCAUGGUGGCAAACCCUCCGAAGGUGGCAAGGUCAGUGGUCAGGGUCAUCCCUCCAAAGGUAGCGAAGGCCGUGGUCAGGGUCAUCCCUCCAAAGGUAGCGAGGGCCGUGGUCAGGGUCAUCCCUCCAAAGGUAGCGAGGGCCGUGGUCAGGGUCAUCCCUCCAAAGGGCAUGAGGGCCGUCAUGAGGGGCAUCCUUCCAAAGGUAGCGAGGGCCGUGGUCAAGGUCAUCCUUCCAAAAGUAAUGAAACCAGUCUUACUGGCAGCCAACAGUCAUCUGUUCAGUCACUCAGCUUACAUGUUCCUGUCUCUGGGAGUGGUAGCAAAAUUUCAUCAGGUGGCCCACCUUUCUUAGGUGGUGAGCCUACAUCAGAUCAUGGUGGCAAACCCUCCGAAGGUGGCAAGGUCAGUGGUCAGGGUCAUCCCUCCAAAGGUAGCGAAGGCCGUGGUCAGGGUCAUCCCUCCAAAGGUAGCGAGGGCCGUGGUCAGGGUCAUCCCUCCAAAGGUAGCGAGGGCCGUGGUCAGGGUCAUCCCUCCAAAGGUAGCGAGGGCCGUGGUCAGGGUCAUCCCUCCAAAGGUAGCGAGGGCCGUGGUCAGGGUCAUCCCUCCAAAGGGCAUGAGGGCCGUCAUGAGGGGCAUCCUUCCAAAGGUAGCGAGGGCCGUGGUCAAGGUCAUCCUUCCAAAAGUAAUGAAACCAGUCUUACUGGCAGCCAACAGUCAUCUGUUCAGUCACUCAGCUUACAUGUUCCUGUCUCUGGGAGUGGUAGCAAAAUUUCAUCAGGUGGCCCACCUUUCUUAGGUGGUGAGCCUACAUCAGAUCAUGGUGGCAAACCCUCCGAAGGUGGCAAGGUCAGUGGUCAGGGUCAUCCCUCCAAAGGUAGCGAAGGCCGUGGUCAGGGUCAUCCCUCCAAAGGUAGCGAGGGCCGUGGUCAGGGUCAUCCCUCCAAAGGUAGCGAGGGCCGUGGUCAGGGUCAUCCCUCCAAAGGGCAUGAGGGCCGUCAUGAGGGGCAUCCUUCCAAAGGUAGCGAGGGCCGUGGUCAAGGUCAUCCUUCCAAAAGUAAUGAAACCAGUCUUACUGGCAGCCAACAGUCAUCUGUUCAGUCACUCAGCUUACAUGUUCCUGUCUCUGGGAGUGGUAGCAAAAUUUCAUCAGGUGGCCCACCUUUCUUAGGUGGUGAGCCUACAUCAGAUCAUGGUGGCAAACCCUCCGAAGGUGGCAAGGUCAGUGGUCAGGGUCAUCCCUCCAAAGGUAGCGAAGGCCGUGGUCAGGGUCAUCCCUCCAAAGGUAGCGAGGGCCGUGGUCAGGGUCAUCCCUCCAAAGGUAGCGAGGGCCGUGGUCAGGGUCAUCCCUCCAAAGGUAGCGAGGGCCGUGGUCAGGGUCAUCCCUCCAAAGGUAGCGAGGGCCGUGGUCAGGGUCAUCCCUCCAAAGGGCAUGAGGGCCGUCAUGAGGGGCAUCCUUCCAAAGGUAGCGAGGGCCGUGGUCAAGGUCAUCCUUCCAAAAGUAAUGAAACCAGUCUUACUGGCAGCCAACAGUCAUCUGUUCAGUCACUCAGCUUACAUGUUCCUGUCUCUGGGAGUGGUAGCAAAAUUUCAUCAGGUGGCCCACCUUUCUUAGGUGGUGAGCCUACAUCAGAUCAUGGUGGCAAACCCUCCGAAGGUGGCAAGGUCAGUGGUCAGGGUCAUCCCUCCAAAGGUAGCGAAGGCCGUGGUCAGGGUCAUCCCUCCAAAGGUAGCGAGGGCCGUGGUCAGGGUCAUCCCUCCAAAGGUAGCGAGGGCCGUGGUCAGGGUCAUCCCUCCAAAGGGCAUGAGGGCCGUCAUGAGGGGCAUCCUUCCAAAGGUAGCGAGGGCCGUGGUCAAGGUCAUCCUUCCAAAAGUAAUGAAACCAGUCUUACUGGCAGCCAACAGUCAUCUGUUCAGUCACUCAGCUUACAUGUUCCUGUCUCUGGGAGUGGUAGCAAAAUUUCAUCAGGUGGCCCACCUUUCUUAGGUGGUGAGCCUACAUCAGAUCAUGGUGGCAAACCCUCCGAAGGUGGCAAGGUCAGUGGUCAGGGUCAUCCCUCCAAAGGUAGCGAAGGCCGUGGUCAGGGUCAUCCCUCCAAAGGUAGCGAGGGCCGUGGUCAGGGUCAUCCCUCCAAAGGUAGCGAGGGCCGUGGUCAGGGUCAUCCCUCCAAAGGUAGCGAGGGCCGUGGUCAGGGUCAUCCCUCCAAAGGGCAUGAGGGCCGUCAUGAGGGGCAUCCUUCCAAAGGUAGCGAGGGCCGUGGUCAAGGUCAUCCUUCCAAAAGUAAUGAAACCAGUCUUACUGGCAGCCAACAGUCAUCUGUUCAGUCACUCAGCUUACAUGUUCCUGUCUCUGGGAGUGGUAGCAAAAUUUCAUCAGGUGGCCCACCUUUUUUAGGUGGUGAGCCUACAUCAGAUCAUGGUGGCAAACCCUCCGAAGGUGGCAAGGUCAGUGGUCAGGGUCAUCCCUCCAAAGGUAGCGAGGGCCGUGGUCAGGGUCAUCCCUCCAAAGGUAGCGAGGGCCGUGGUCAGGGUCAUCCCUCCAAAGGGCAUGAGGGCCGUCAUGAGGGGCAUCCUUCCAAAAGUAAUGAAACCAGUCUUACUGGCAGCCAACAGUCAUCUGUUCAGUCACUCAGCUUACAUGUUCCUGUCUCUGGGAGUGGUAGCAAAAUUUCAUCAGGUGGCCCACCUUUCUUAGGUGGUGAGCCUACAUCAGAUCAUGGUGGCAAACCCUCCGAAGGUGGCAAGGUCAGUGGUCAGGGUCAUCCCUCCAAAGGUAGCGAAGGCCGUGGUCAGGGUCAUCCCUCCAAAGGUAGCGAGGGCCGUGGUCAGGGUCAUCCCUCCAAAGGUAGCGAGGGCCGUGGUCAGGGUCAUCCCUCCAAAGGGCAUGAGGGCCGUCAUGAGGGGCAUCCUUCCAAAGGUAGCGAGGGCCGUGGUCAAGGUCAUCCUUCCAAAAGUAAUGAAACCAGUCUUACUGGCAGCCAACAGUCAUCUGUUCAGUCACUCAGCUUACAUGUUCCUGUCUCUGGGAGUGGUAGCAAAAUUUCAACAGGUGGCCCACCUUUCUUAGGUGGUGAGCCUACAUCAGAUCAUGGUGGCAAACCCUCCGAAGGUGGCAAGGUAGCGAGGGCCGUGGUCAGGGUCAUCCCUCCAAAGGUAGCGAGGGCCGUGGUCAGGGUCAUCCCUCCAAAGGUAGCGAGGGCCGUGGUCAGGGUCAUCCCUCCAAAGGGCAUGAGGGCCGUCAUGAGGGGCAUCCUUCCAAAGGUAGCGAGGGCCGUGGUCAAGGUCAUCCUUCAAAAGUAA
Archocentrus centrarchus (flier cichlid) is the source of this 7140-nucleotide messenger RNA. RefSeq names its product hornerin-like. NCBI's taxonomy places the organism in Eukaryota, Metazoa, Chordata, Actinopteri, Cichliformes, Cichlidae. The transcript is spliced from 7 exons. The coding region runs from base 1 to 7140 and encodes 2379 amino acids. The record is from RefSeq and is a predicted model, not a curated record.